Raphanus sativus (radish) is the source of this 278-nucleotide messenger RNA. RefSeq names its product putative defensin-like protein 80. NCBI's taxonomy places the organism in Eukaryota, Viridiplantae, Streptophyta, Magnoliopsida, Brassicales, Brassicaceae. The transcript is spliced from 2 exons. Bases 1 to 237 code for a protein of 78 amino acids. The record is from RefSeq and is a predicted model, not a curated record.
AUGGAUGUUUGGAGAUCUCCAUAUGCUUUCAUAGCAGUUUCUGUCAUAGUAAUGUUCUUGAUCAUAGGUCAGUCAACUUGGUUAAAUGAUGAAUGUCCAGGGGUAUGUCAUUCCGAUAUUGUACCAGACUGCGAUACACUCUGCGCUAGCUUAGGGUUUCCUGGAGGCUUCUGUAAAGGAUUAACGUGUUGCUGCAAUCCCAAAUCCCCUAAAAUCCUAAAUAUACCUCCUCCUUAAUUUUAUUGUUGUUAAUCUCAGUUAUGAAAUAAACACUAAUA